CUCACCAAACUUGCACAAUUUCUUAAGGUUCAUGUUUAGUACGAGGAAUAGUGAUCUGAAAUAAAGUUUACCAAAAUAAUAUUAAGGAUAAUCUCUUUUUGUUUAUAUUUUUGCCCAUUUUACCUUUUAUUUAAACAGUGAUAGAGGAGAGGACAGGGAGGAGAGAGGGGUCGCCGAAAGUGCGAAAGCACCACAUGUCGGAGCGCUGCCCAAUAAUAACUUCAUCGGCUCCGACGAAUAUAAAAAAAUGUUUAUUUCUUUUUGUGAAAUAGAAAAUACAGAAAACAUGAAGCCUACACGUUACACUAAAUUAACUGUUUAAUAACACUCCCUCUUAAUUUAUUUAUUUAUUUACUUCUUAUCACUUUUAUUAUUUUAUUAGUAGCCUAUAUUAUUUUCUUUUGUGGUUUUAAUGUAAUUAUAUUUUAUAUUGUUUACUUAUAUUAAUUGCGGGUUGUAGAGCUUGAAAUAUGUAUAAGUGUAUUUUAAUGCUUUUUUUAAAUGUAAGUACAAAUGUACACAAAAUAUAUAUUUUUUAAAUGUUAAUUUGUGUAAAGUUUUAAAUCGAAAGUCAUAAUAAACAAGCAUUAAAUGAGGUGUAAUGUACAUAUUGUUACACGUAUGUCAUUUACAACAUUUAUACAGUUAUUUAAAUGCAUGCUGGUGACAGUUUUACCUAAAUUUUAAUUAUUCUUUUUAAAAGCUCAGACUAAAAUGUACAAUAUCCGUUUAAAUCUUUCAAUAUUUCUCUGUGUGUUUGCUACCUUAAUUAAUUUCGAAACACUUUAAACUUUAAAGUUUGUAAACUGAUUUGUCUAUAAUAAAAACAAAUGUUAAUGUGUAAAACAGUUUGAAUCGGUUUGAAUGAAUGAAAUGCGAGAAUCUAUUCAUAGACGGACAUUUGCCGCCUUAAAAUAUGUUACAUUUAAAGUCAUAAGAAUCCAAUUUUUAUUUAAUGUUAAAACCAAGCACACUAAUACAAUAUUAAACAUUCCUUUUUGCGAACAAAAUAUAUGGCGAUUUAUUUAUUGAAGUCAACACAAAUAGCAAAUAAUACUGAAAGGGCGUGUAAAUAUUAAAUUAUUAAUACGAUAAUAUUUAAAAAGAUGUGAUCAUUUACUUUUCAAAUGUUAUAACAAAAUAUCUAAAGGGCGCUUUAUGAAAAAUAUUAAUUCUUUUAAUAUCCGUGUUUACUAUUGGACUGAAGAGAAUUUUAUUGUUGAAGACUUUUUAUCUGAUAUAGAAAAGAUAGACAAUUCCCGAUAUUCAUAAAGCAAUUAUAAAAAAUUAUAUAUAUGUGUGUGUGUUUGUGUUUAUGGUUUCCAUGGUUUAACUACAGUUAACAAUUUUUAAUGUUCGAAAGGUGACGCUGUAAUGCAGUGAUUAUUACGUCAAGUUUCAGAGGCUAUAAAAGACAGCACGCGCUUCAUUAUUUCGUGGGUUUUCAGUUCGGCGUGGUUUGGUUCUUGUUUACAAGUCCAAGGCGAUUUUCUGUGUUUUUCCUGGUUGUUUGUUUGUCUUUGUGUGUUUUGUUCGUCAUGUUUCCCGUCUUUGUUAUUGACAGAGGAUCACGACGAUUCCCUUCAGCGGAAGAGCUUUCUGCUGCUUUGAAUAACGGGUCGACUCUCCUGUUUGUUAAGGAGAAUCGGCCCGUUGUUGCAAUCAGCAGACCUCUAUCUGCUCCUGAAUUCACUGAGCCCUCCGUCCCUGUGUCACAGGAGGAGGUGCUCAGUGAACCGAGCAGUCCGCAUGAGGGAAACACAGUGGAUGCUGAGGUUUCGGUGAGGCCGUUAUCAACAGCAGAGGAAGCCUGUCCAGAGGAGAAGGCCAUGGUCAAGGUUGAAGACACUGAGGAGGAGGCGUCUUCAUCUGAUCAUGUGCUUUCUCCAGUGUCUGGUUCAGGCUCUGUCACCAGCUCUCUUACUGAAGGGAGUUCCUCUGUUGUGGACGACGAGCCUCCACUCAGCAUCCAACCAGUGCUGUCGCUGCCGUGGAUCGGUGAGGUGGUCCCCAUAGAGGACAUGAAGCCACCAGCUCCCACGAAAGGUUUUCCAGUUUGGAAAGACCUAGGGGACACGGUGGACCUUCAUGUCGCUCAUGAGGAGACCACACCACCAUCCUCCACUCAGGCAGCCGACACACAUCAGGGCGAUGCUCUCAGCUUUGUGAUGUCUGAAUUGACACCAGCUGAUCGAGCCGCCGCUCCCCCAUCUCCUGCGUUAUCAACAGCAGAGGAAGCCUGUCCAGAGGAGAAGGCCAUGGUCAAGGUUGAAGACACUGAGGAGGAGGCGUCUUCAUCUGAUCAUGUGCUUUCUCCAGUGUCUGGUUCAGGCUCUGACACCAGCUCUCUUACUGAAGGGUAACAUAAGACUUACACA
Misgurnus anguillicaudatus (oriental weatherfish) is the source of this 2378-nucleotide messenger RNA. The record is from RefSeq and is a predicted model, not a curated record. NCBI's taxonomy places the organism in Eukaryota, Metazoa, Chordata, Actinopteri, Cypriniformes, Cobitidae.